Drepanopeziza brunnea f. sp. 'multigermtubi' MB_m1 is the source of this 657-nucleotide messenger RNA. The record is from RefSeq and is a predicted model, not a curated record. NCBI's taxonomy places the organism in Eukaryota, Fungi, Ascomycota, Leotiomycetes, Helotiales, Drepanopezizaceae.
AUGGCAUCAUCCAAGCUUCGAGAGCGAGGGAUGGUCAAAUACCAGACAGACAAACAGAGGGUGGCAUCCGAAGCCAGCGAACGAUCCAACCGGGGACUCCUUCAACCCUUAAGGAAAGACUCAGGAUGGUACCCAGAAUGUUCCCCGUACCGGGCACUCUCGGCCUUUCGAGAGCUGUAUCUCCGUGUGGAUCGUGCAAGUGGCGCGGCUAUCCAUGGUGCUCGUUGCCGUUCUGAAGAGCCGGACGAUGUCAUCGAUUUGAUUUCUGAUAUCGAGGAUGAUGAAAAAGACGUUUUUGAUAUCGAGAAUGAAGAAGAAGAUGGCUCCGAUGCCGAGAGCGAGGAGGAAGUCGUUAAGCAUUAUGCAGAUGGCGACAUCGAUGAGUCGGACGGGGAAGAAGAUUGUGGUGAUUCUGGGUUCGCCGGUACCUUCAUGCAUCUUCUCGUCCGGAAGUGUCCAGGUUAUCAUCCGUAUGCGUUGAGUUGGGCUGCGGAACCGGAAAGCCCUAAUCCGAUGCGCGCUCUGCUAGUAAUCAAGGCGCGGAAUGACACCCCGUGCCUCGUAUGCAUCCAAAAAAUCACGGCCACCUUUUGCAAUGGACGAAGCUACCUCCGAUACCACGAGAAGAAGCUGUUUAUUGAGUUCAAGAAGGAAUGA